CAACGUCAUUGUCAUAGUGCAUCCAAUCCCUACGAAAGAAGAUGGACGCUCCUUCGUUCAUUGUAAUUUGCACGCUCCUUGGAACUUUCUCGCGAAUCGCGUUCGCCAUCGAAUAUAAUAAUCUGGCAGAUGUCCCGUGCGGUCGUGGAGAAAGCGGAACUCGGACGGCCAGGAUCGUUGGAGGACAAAACGCGGUACCGCGAGAGUUUCCUUGGUUGGUCAGUAUCACGAGAAAAGGUGGCCAUUUUUGCGGCGGUACUAUACUCAAUUCAAGAUUCAUUCUCACUGCCGCUCAUUGUUUAUGCUCGGGUACAUCGACAAUUCCGAUACGUCAAUUACGAGUGACCCUCGGCGAGUAUGACUUGAAAGGCCCGGAAACGCCGGCGGCGAGAGAGGAAAGUGUCAUUAACGCGGUGAUGCAUCCCGGUCACAGGUGUGGCCGAUACGUCGACGACAUUGCCCUGUUAGAAUUGUCGAGGCCGAUUACCUGGUCGGAAAGCGUGAAACCCGUCUGUUUGCCAGCGGCAUCGGGAAAGCCAGGGUAUAGAGCUUUUGGUGGUGAGAACGCAGUAGCCGCUGGUUGGGGUUGGUUUGGUGAAGACAGAUCUAGAUACAAAAGAGCGGACGUGAUGCAGAAAGUAAGCGUUCGAGUGGUAGAGAACAGCAUUUGCCGAGAAUGGUACGCCAGUCAAGGAAAGUCCACGCGCGUAGAAUCGCAACAAAUGUGUGCUGGUCAUCAGGAGGGUGGUCGAGACACUUGUUGGGCUGACAGUGGUGGUCCUCUUAUGGUCGGAAAUCAUCCUGAUAGUAAUACGAUGGUCAUAGGUGUAGUUUCCUCUGGAGUUGGUUGUGCCAGACCACGUCUUCCUGGUAUUUACACAAGAGUCUCUGAAUACGUACCCUGGAUCACGCAACAAAUCACAUUAAAACGAUAAUCCUGAAUAUGCGAGAAAUCAUCGACGUUAUUCUUGAUCUUUAUCAUUUUCUUUAUCAUGCAUUGAAACCGAUUAGAUAAUUGACUAAUCUACUCGAUACUUUUAUUCAUCAUUAUUCAGAUUAUUGAAUCCGAUAGACAAAAUUUGACAUGUGUAUUUGUUCCUAAUAAUUCAUAAGAUAUGAUGAUUUCAUUACCUGUAAUUACAUAUAUAUAUAUAUAUAUAUAUAUAUAUAUAUAUAUAUAUAUAUAUAUGUAUGUAUUAUGAACACUGAGUAUAAUGCGUGAAAUGCUUAGAAUAAUACAAUGUUUUGUUAAGAGUUACUUUGUCGUGCUCUAGUC
This is a messenger RNA of Vespa mandarinia (Asian giant hornet), 1276 nucleotides long. RefSeq names its product trypsin-1. Gene Ontology annotation, biological process: proteolysis. NCBI's taxonomy places the organism in Eukaryota, Metazoa, Arthropoda, Insecta, Hymenoptera, Vespidae. Gene Ontology annotation, molecular function: serine-type endopeptidase activity. The record is from RefSeq and is a predicted model, not a curated record.